Molecule: messenger RNA, 2112 nt
Organism: Scomber scombrus (Atlantic mackerel)
Lineage: Eukaryota; Metazoa; Chordata; Actinopteri; Scombriformes; Scombridae
Gene: epoa
Product: erythropoietin a
Exons: 5
Coding region: 97-654 (185 amino acids)
Biological process (GO): nucleate erythrocyte development
Cellular component (GO): extracellular region
Molecular function (GO): hormone activity; erythropoietin receptor binding; cytokine activity
Source: RefSeq, a predicted model, not a curated record
UUGGAUUUCACUGGUGCCUUUUAACUUGAGCCGUGACGCUUGAGCAAAUAUUUAAUUUUUCACAAUGAUUUUAAAAGAUGCGGCACCUGUUUGCGAAUGUUGCAGAAAACGAGUAGAGGACUGCUUGCCUUGCUGUUGAUAGUGUUGGAGUGGACCCGGCCAGGUCUACCAUCUCCGCUGAGGCCAAUCUGUGACCUGAGGGUCCUGAACCAUUUCAUUCAGGAAGCCCGGGACGCAGAAAUCGCUAUGAAGUCUUGUACAGAAGGAUGUAGCCUGUCAGAGUCUGUCACUGUUCCCCAAACCACAGUAGACUUUGAUGUCUGGGAGAAGACAAAUGCAUUGGAGCAAGCCCAGGAGGUGCAGUGUGGCUUAUGGCUUUUACAACAGGCCCUCAGCUUGUUACGGACCUCAGUCACCAACACAGCACUACACAGCCACAUAGACAACUCCAUCAGAAAUCUGCUUAGCAUCAACGCUGUGCUGCGUAGCCUCAACAUCCAGGAAUAUACCCCACCGACCAGUGCAGCAGGGCUUGAGGGAACAUGGACGGUGUCCUCAGCAUCAGAUUUGCUUCAAGUCCAUGUCAACUUCCUGCGAGGAAAAGUGCGCCUCCUUCUUUUGGAUGCACAGGCUUGUCAGCCAGAUGUCAGCUGAUCGGGUCAUCUCCCUACUCCAGGCAAAGCUGAUUUGUGUUUCUGAGGGAAGAGGCAGGACAUGACACUUUUAACCUGCUUGCUGGCUGCUGGAAGCAGUAAGACAGACACGGCCAUCCUCGUGUAAGUGGAGCAGGCUGAAAGGAAAGGACAGUCCCAGCUGGGCUUUGGAUGGACAGGAGAUGAUUGCACCUUGAAAUGUAGAUGUCAAACAUGGACAUGGUGAAGCACACAUUGACCAAAAUGAGGCUUUUUGGAAGCACUGCUCUUGCACUUUGUGUGUGGAUGUACUUGUGUGUGAGUUAAGACUGCAAGUUUAAAUCUGUAUGUGUCUGUUUCCAGCGAGUCUGACCCCUAACUCGUAUCUGUGAACUGUGGAGUGGAACACCCGGAAAAUAUUGAUUGCACCUAGAAGUUGGUCUGUUAGGUUGCAACAGGGCAUCCAUUUUCAAUACCACUGCAAAAAGGCAAAAACGAAUGAGGCCUUAACCACAUGCCUUUACCAUGCCUCACAGAAACAUUAGUCUCUUUUAUUAGAUUUGUUAAUAUAAUGUUAAUAUAUUUUUUAAAAGUUGUAUAAUUGCUAUUUAUACAUAUUUUCUACUUUAAAGCUCCAGUCUUUGUAUUUUUGUGUCUGAUCUUUAGGAUUUUAGUUGGGCUCAUGUUCUCAUGUGCAACACUGAACACUUGCGCAAAGGUGUUUGUUGACAUUUUUGCAAUGACACGCUGCUGUCUUCCUUUUUUUUCUCUACUUUUUUAAUAAGAUUGUAUGUACUCGACUAGUAGUUAGUUUCGCACUGAAUGUUUCUUCUAAAUAACAGAAUGAAGUGGCUAAGUUACAGUGAACGAGGGAGCAAAAUGUCAGUGAGGAGGGUGGAGGGUUACAUGAGAACUGUGAAGCUGCUUUGUCGUUAUCUAGCUCACCAACACUCACCCAGAGCCUACACUGAUAGCCAGCCUUCUGGAAAAUCAAGCUUGGCCUUUACAAUUAACAUCCUGUGAGGCCGUAAUUGCAAAUAGUUUUCCAGAAUCUGACGCUAGCACUGUCUCACCCCCCCCCUCCCUCCUCCCUCCUCCUCCUCCUCUAUUGUUCGUCAUUAGUCGUCAGAAAGGCAAUCAGUUAGUCCUGGGAACUUGAGGCUUUAUGUAAAAUGGAUGGUCAACCAUUUCAAACUAGUUAAGUGUUCUUCCUUGUUGUUUUCCGUAUUUUUAUACUGUGUUGUUCAAGUGCAAGAUGUUUUUGAGGAUGUUUGUAGAUGUUUUCUUUCCUGUUUUUUUGCAUUGUUUUGUCCCAUCACUGUAUAAUUUGCUAUUUAAAUACAACAUAUUAUUCUUGGAUAAAGAAAGGAUAGAUGGAAACACAACAAGGGGAAGUCUGUCCUUUUCAUUAAUUAUCUUUGUCUUGCUCCAGUCAGUUGGGUUAAUAGGCAAAUUACUACAGUUCAGAUGCUUAACUACA